AUGUCAAGACGCAGUAGCCGAUUGCAAGCCAAGCAGCAGCAGCCACUGUCAUGUCAAGAAGAGUCUCCACAAGAACUUCAGGCACCAGAACAUCUCCAGACCAGAAAAAGGAGAACAGCAGAGGAGAUUAAGAAAAAAGAAGAUGGGAAAAUUGCUAAAAAACAUCAAUAUGAGAUAAAGAGUUGUUGGCCGCCCACGAUAACAGGAGGCAUCUCGCCUUGCAUAAUUAUUGAAACGCCUCACAAAGAAUCAGUCACCACUGACUUCUCAAGAUUCAAAAAGUACAGGUUCAGAAACCUUUUCAUAAAUCCAUCACCUUUGCCAGAACUCAGCUGGGGAAAUUCCGAUGAUGUCUGGCUCAACAUCCUGAGGAAAGAGAGCAGAUACACUCAUUGCAAACAUUUCACAUCGCUACAUUCUAGUUUGCAACCUCACAUGAGAUCAAUACUGUUAGACUGGCUCUUAGAGGUAUGUGAGGUGUAUGCACUCCACAGGGAAACCUUCUACCUAGCUCAAGACUUUUUUGAUAGAUUCAUGUUGACACAAAAGAACAUUAACAAGAGCAUGCUUCAGCUCAUAGGAAUUACCUCAUUAUUCAUUGCCUCCAAACUUGAGGAAAUCUACGCUCCUAAAAUACAGGAAUUUGCUUACGUCACUGAUGGCGCUUGCGGCGAAGAUGAUAUUGUAAGAAUGGAACUUAUUAUGUUAAAGGCUUUAAAAUGGGAACUCUGCCCAGUGACAAUCGUCUCUUGGCUGAACCUCUAUCUUCAAGUGGAUGCUCUGAAGGAUGUUCCGAAGGUGCUGCUACCUCAGUAUUCUCAGGAAAAAUUCAUUCAGAUAGCACAGCUUUUAGACCUGUGCAUUCUGGAUGUGAAUUCUUUGGACUUCCAGUAUAGAACGCUGGCUGCUGCAGCGCUCUGCCACUGUACCUCAAUUGAAGUCGUUAAGAAAGCUUCAGGCUUAGAUUGGGACAGCAUUUCAGAGUGCGUGGAAUGGAUGGUUCCCUUUGCAAACGUGGCAAAAAAAGUCCCUGUGAAGCUGAAGAACUUUAAGAAGGUUGCAGCAGAAGAUCGACAUAAUAUCCAGACACACACAAAUUAUUUGGACAUGCUGGAAGAAGUUAACAGUGGAGUAGCAUCUACUGCCCCAGGUCAGUUAUCACCUGUGUCGACAGGAGGAAUAAUAACUCCUCCCAAAAGUACAGAGAAGAAAUGA
Molecule: messenger RNA, 1215 nt
Organism: Tauraco erythrolophus (red-crested turaco)
Lineage: Eukaryota; Metazoa; Chordata; Aves; Musophagiformes; Musophagidae
Source: RefSeq, a predicted model, not a curated record